Messenger RNA from Torulaspora globosa, 1917 nucleotides. RefSeq names its product Rgp1p (gene RGP1). Bases 1 to 1917 code for a protein of 638 amino acids. Gene Ontology annotation, biological process: retrograde transport, endosome to Golgi. Lineage: Eukaryota; Fungi; Ascomycota; Saccharomycetes; Saccharomycetales; Saccharomycetaceae. Gene Ontology annotation, cellular component: Golgi membrane; Ric1-Rgp1 guanyl-nucleotide exchange factor complex. The record is from RefSeq and is a predicted model, not a curated record. The transcript has a single exon.
AUGCAUGGUCGAAGAAUUGACUCGUUUUUAAUCACGGACAACUUGCGACUAGAGAUUAUUCAUGAGUCGAACCCUUAUUACGCUGGAGAGCCUAUUUCUUUGGUAGUCAGAAUUAAACAUCUGGGAACACAGGAUGAAUUGACAAGUCUCAAGAAUGGUAUCAAGAAGCUGCACCAGAAAAUCCAGACGAGUGAGCCGGAUAGCCUCCGAGAGGAACAAAAAGCUACUUGGUCAAUGAAAUCACUGCUGGAUGCGUUCAAGGGAGGUCAGCAAGAGGACGGGGAUGUGUCGCAGGCCGAGAAAGAGGUCGACGAACGACUGCAGGAGCUCAUCUCAAAGCAGCUGCAGUUCCAUAAACCGCUGGAGCUCAUGUCUGGCUAUUGUCAAAUAAGCGGUGUUUUCCAGUUCGAUCCAGAGAUUAUAGACGAGUCCAAGAUGAAGAAUGUGGGCUCAAAGAUGGUUGGAAUCAGCGAUGUGUUAAAGCAGGAAAAUGGAUCGGAUGUCUCUGCUUUCAACGGAUCAGAUAGCUCUUUGGCAAAGUACUACAAUUCCAAACAUAACCCGUUGGCCGUUGGAACCGGCUCCGUGGUUGAUGAACAUGCAGGGUUAAGCGGUGAAGGGAAUGCAGUAUUUGCCUUGGGCCAUAUGGCUGGCGGCGUAGAAUAUGGCAGCGUACCAAUUUUUCUCAUCCCUCAAACACUAUUAUUUUCAGAGAUAACUUUAGAACCUGGGAAAAUGAAAUCAUAUAGGUUCAAGUCUGCCUGCCUACCUCGAGAUCUGGCGCCAUCCUAUAAUAUUUCCAAGAACUUCGCAGUUUCCUAUAAUCUUGAAUUCGGCGUGAGUCGGUUAAUCCACGGAGAAAUUAAACAGCAUGUCAUCCGGGUACCGAUUACUUUGGCGCCUUAUAUCAGCAGUUCAGGCUGCCAACUCACUUCGAGCCUAGAUCACCCGCCAUCGAUAUUUGAACCAGCAGAUGUUAAGGAAAUAAAGCAGAAGCCGCACGCACAAAAGAGGUCCUCUACCACAUCUCUAGGUCACAUCAGCCGAAGAUCUUCCACGUUUAUGACGACUCAAGCAAAGAAUAAUGAUACGGGAGGAGCCAUACGAAAUUUCGUCAGUUUGGUAGAAUCAAACGAAGAUGGUUUUGAAAAUAUAGAUGAUCUAGUCGAUUCCCAGAUCGAAAAGCAGUUCGGGGAGGACAAAGGCGCCAGUGAUGAGCUAUCGAAUAGUUUUAACGAUCAAUCUGAUGAAAGUCUACGGCACUACAUAAGCAAACGAGCCGAGCUAGUGCAGAAUAACGUUUCCCGAUUGGUUUCCUUGUUUGGCAAGGGAGAAACUGGACCUGAAGUGAACUCCAAAUCUGAUGAAAUUCCACAGUUGACCAAUUUGCAAAAAUCUUAUCAAAUAAAUUGGAAUGGACAGCCAAUUACAAAGUUACUUCUGUCGAAACCUUUUUUCACAACUUCGCAGGAUAUUGAUCUCGUCCUAGAGCUGGACUCGAGCUUAUCUUCAAUGCAUAAGGUUAGUGCUGUGAAUGUAUCGCUUGAGUCAUAUGAACUAAUUAAUCGAAACUACGCUGCGGACGCCAACGCCUUGACCAAACCACGGGGUCAUCAAAUAUAUGAGUGCCGCACAAUUUGCUUCGACGAAUGUAGGCGAGUUCCGUUGAAGCUACUAAUCCCACGAAACCCGACGCAUCAAGUACCGAGUCAGUUCAAGACUGAUAUUUUUCAGUUCAAAUGGAUGCUCACAUUGAGAUUCGUCCUUAUCCCAAGAUCAGAGACUUAUUUGGAACGAUUCUAUGAAGAUGCCAAGGGGACUUUAUUACAUGCGAAAGAGACUAUAGAAGGUGAAAGUUUCUUAUGUCACAUACCUCUUAUCAUUCUGCCCACCGCUCAUACUUUCGGCGGUUGGUAA